Molecule: messenger RNA, 856 nt
Organism: Emys orbicularis (European pond turtle)
Lineage: Eukaryota; Metazoa; Chordata; Testudines; Emydidae
Gene: GATAD1
Product: GATA zinc finger domain containing 1
Exons: 5
Coding region: 4-744 (246 amino acids)
Biological process (GO): regulation of DNA-templated transcription; chromatin organization
Cellular component (GO): nucleus
Molecular function (GO): sequence-specific DNA binding; zinc ion binding
Source: RefSeq, a predicted model, not a curated record
AGGAUGCCGCUGGGGCUGAAGCCCACGUGCAGCGUGUGCCGCAGCACCUCCUCCUCCAUGUGGAAGAAGGGCGGCCAGGGCGAGAUCCUCUGCAACAACUGCACGGGCCGCGCCGGGCCGCCCGGGCCCUUCGCCACCACCUCGGCCGCCGCCCAACACAGCAACGGGGGCGGCGGCAAGCAGAGCAAACAGGAGAUCCACAGGCGGUCAGCUCGGCUGCGGAACACAAAAUACAAAUCUGCUCCGGCUGCGGAAAAGAAAGUUUCCACUAAAGGCAAAGGGAGAAGACACAUCUUCAAGUUAAAAAAUCCCAUCAAGGCUCCUGAGUCCGUAUCCACUAUAAUUACAGCAGAAUCCAUCUUUCAUAAGGGAGUGUACUAUCAAAUUGGAGAUGUUGUUUCAGUGGUUGAUGAGCAGGAUGGAAAAACAUACUAUGCUCAGAUUAGGGGGUUUAUUCAGGACCAAUACUGUGAAAAGAGUGCAGCUUUAACAUGGCUCAUUCCUACUGUAGCCAGUCCCAAAGACUCUUUUGACCCUGCAUCCUAUAUCAUAGGACCAGAAGAAGAUCUUCCAAGGAAAAUGGAAUACUUAGAAUUUGUUUGUCAUGCACCUUCAGAAUAUUUCAAAUCUCGAUCAUCUCCCUUCCCCACGGUUCCUACUAGACCAGAAAAAGGCUAUAUCUGGACUCAUGUCGGACCUACUCCUGCAAUCUCCAUCAAGGAAACUGUUACCAACAAUUUAUAAUCUUUGUUUGAGUUCCCUUUAAAAGUAUAUUAGUUGUAUUCUCAGUCUCCAUCUGUACAUCUAUUACAAGAAAUUAGAACUUUUUUAAAUAAAAUAUUUGGUUGGCCACAUG